Messenger RNA from Paramecium pentaurelia, 3857 nucleotides. NCBI's taxonomy places the organism in Eukaryota, Ciliophora, Oligohymenophorea, Peniculida, Parameciidae. The record is from the annotation of a GenBank genome assembly.
AUGCCUAAUUUUAUUUUUCCUUUGCUUUACAGGAAUAAGACACUUCAAAAUCAUGUUGUAGAGAAAAUAAUUGGGAAUGAUGAUAUUUUAGUGACAGCUGGUUAGAAUGGGGAAUUAGUAAUUUGGAAAUAGGAUCUAAAUCCUAGAAUAGUGAUCUACCCAAACCUGUCAAAUGCAUAUGGAAAAUUAUUGACUAUGAAUUUAGUUCGCUUAUCAUUCUUUAACAUUUUAGACAGAGCAGAAUAAUGUUUACUCACUAUUCAUGAGGAUAAGAGAAUAAGAAUAUUUGAUUGUCGUGAUGGACGUUGUGUUGGAAUAUCAGCACAUGAUAGUUCAGGACCAGUAUAAUAUUGUGUUCCUUUGAGUUCCAAUAAUUGCAGGUUUUUGAUACUAGGAAUGUAAAAUGGUUUGAGUCUUUUUGAUCUUUGGAAAAUGAAAAGUGUUAAACAAUAUGAUACUAAAAUACGUUCAUUAUGUUAACUUGAUAUUAAUACUGUUUGUAUAUUGGAUUAGGAAAACUAUUUACAUCUUAUAAAUUUAUCUCCUUUAAAUAAUGAAAGAUAUUUGAAUUUUAAGGAAUUCAAAAAAAAGAAAGAGUAAAUAAAAUUGGAUUUUUCAGAACUUAAGUUAUGUGAUGGAUUAAAGAAACUUAAAAUUGAUGGUAUUUAAAGUAAUCGUAUCAGACAUAUGAGUUUUAAUUAAGAAUAUUAACAUUUGACUAUUUUGAUGCAUAGAUAACUUUACUUAGUUUUUGAUAUAUUUGAUACACCUUGGAUUAUGUGUAUAAGUUAAUCUAAAAAUAAUUAAAAGUUUACUAAAGUACAUUAUUCAAAAGAGUAUCUCUAUAUAACUACUAGAAAUGGUAGUGUUCUUGGUUUAGAAUACAAAGACAUAAUAUAUUUGUUAUCUAUUUUGAAAGAAUAAUCUGAUUUUGUUUAUGGUUUUAAAGAAUUUUAAUUUACUAAAAUUGCAGAUUCUUAAUUUAGUAGAUUAUAAAUUAAUUUUUAAGAAUUAAUAUCAGGCUCUGAAGAUUAAAAAGAGCAUAAUGGUAUUUUUAUAUUAAAGACUAUUGUAUAUCAAUAUAAAAACAAAUGUUUGUGUUAAUAUAAUUUAACAGAUGUGAAAUUGGAUUUGUCUUUGAUUCGUAUAAAUUAAUCAGAUUCAGACAUCAAAUUCAAUGGAUUUAAGUGGUCAUUUAAUACUUUUAGUGAUUUGAUUAAGAUAGAAACCUUGAAAUAAGGAUGCAAAUAAGUUGAUGCAUUUAAUUUUAAAGAAUCUGGCUAAGAUGAUUUGCUUUGGAAUUUAGGUCAAAUGACUACUAAAGAAUUUUAAACUAAAUAUUUACCAUAUAUAAAUAUUGAUACACAAAUUACAUCUGCAUUUAUUAGUGUAAAUGAUAAGAGUUAAAUUUAUUGGUUUGGAUGUAGUAAUGGUAUAAUAUAUGGAUUUCCAACUAUAUAUAGUAGUAAAUCAUAUUUUAUUUACAGAAUCAAAAUGGAUGAAAAAACAGUCACAUUUAUAUAUUAGAAGGGAAACUAUUUAAUUGCUAGUUCUGAAAGUGGAUAAUUUAUAAUAAUAGAUUACAGUUUAGUGGUUAAUGAGAAGAUGGGAGAACAAUAAGUAGAAUUCAUAGAUCUGGAACCAUCACAAAGAAUUUACUUCCCAAGUUAUGCAAAAAAAACAAUAAGAAUUCAUAAAUUAGAGAAUGAAUCAUAUGAGGAAAUGUAAUCAAAUAAUUAAUAAUAAAAAUUUUAAAAGAUUGCCAUUUUGAUGGAUAAUAAUGUUAUUCUAAUAAUUAAUUUAUAAGAUGGAGGAGUAUAAUUGAAAUUACAUGGGAUAUAUCAAUAAGUUUUGGGUUUAUAUUAUGAAGAUCAAGGAGAUUAGUGGUUUGUAGUAGUUCAGGGAGGAGAAUCCUUAGUAUUUGAUUACAAGGGAAGAUAUUUGAGAACAUUAAUGAUUGAGUAAUACCAUUCACUAUUUCAAGUAGAAAAGAAAUUAAGUAAAGUUAAAGAUAAGAUGAUUAAUCAUCAUCAAUUAAGUGAAUUCAAGAGAGAAUUUAAUAAAUCAAUAAGCAAAGUAUAUCGAUUGUUAGAGUUUUAAUAAAGAAAUAAUUAUAUUAAGAUGUAAUCUCCUUAUCCUAGUUUGUAUGAAGUAGGAGGUUAAUUUAAAUAAUGGUAAUUUGAAGCUGAAUAAGCAGCUAAGAUGUUAUACUUGAUAGAUCAUAAUUCUGUUAAAAGUAAUAUGAAAAUGUGUAAGUUUGUAGAAACCAACAUAGGAGAAUUAGAAUGGUGGGACUUAAAGAAAUAAGGAGAUAACAAUAAUUAGAAUAGGUUAUUUUUAAUGUUACAUCCUUGGGAAGCUGAUACUCAAUUAAGUACAUAAUUAGACUAGAUAUUGAAUUAUUAGAAACCAACCUUCGCUCCUUUAAUUGGUGUAUAAUCGAUGGGUUAUUGUGUCAGUUUUGCAUUAUCUCGAGGUUGGGAUGUAUCACCUCAUUUUACUUCAUAAAGAGCUAUGUCAUUGAUGCAUUUCUAUUUAUCUUGUUUAUCUAAGGAGGCUUAAGUAUUUAAUCAAUUGAUGAUACAAACUGUUGAAUUACUCACAAAAAAAAAAUAAUUGCUGGAUUCAAAUUUUAAAUCAAUGGACUUAUUUUUGUUAGCAUAAUACACUAUUGAUGAAUCUAAUGAAGUCAUGAAUGCCGCAUGUAAUUUAAUACUUUCAUAAAUUAGAAAGUCUGAUUAAGAUAUGCAAGAAUAGCAUAAAUUAAUUAGAGAGCUGCUGGAUUUAAAUAAGGAGCAGCAAGGACAUAAUUUUUCAAAUGUAGAAGUGAUACUUCUUAUGUUAGAAUCCUAUUUAACAGGGAUGUGUUAAAAUCUCUAAUAAAGUGAAGAUUAAAAGCGAAGAGUGAUUUAAGGAUUGAAUCUCAAAAAUUGUAUAGUAAAUCCUCACCUUUGUGCUCCUCUUCUUAAAGUAUUUGUAGAUGUCUAAUAACAUUUUCGAAAUUCCUACAAUCCAUCAGACAUAUUUAAAAAUCUAUUCUUCAUCUUUUUUCAAUACAAUACUGUAAUUGAAUACUCAGAAAUUCUCACUUAAGGUAGUCAAUAAAUGUAAUUGAUUAAUUUAUUAAAAGAAAUUAGUAAGCAGUCAGAUGAUAUGAAAAAAAGAAUGAGAUAACUUACUGCUAAAAGUAUUAUUUAAGUUGCUAUUGCAGCUCCUGUUGAUUUUACUAAAAUUUUAAAUAAAGAUAUUGUGAAUUUGGAAACUCAUUUAUUUUAUCCUUCAUCUAUCAUUGAAAUCAUAAGAAAUUAUAUCAAAUCAUAACAUUAAAACAUUCAUAAAUAAUUACCAAUUCUUAUGGAUAUUAUACUAAAAAGUCUUGAUCCAAAUAAUCCUAAUUUGCGUAAGGUUUGUCAUAGAUCUGCUACAUAUGCUUUAUAAACAAUUUGUAAAACUUUUAAGUGUGUUUGUUUCCAUCAAUAAACUUAAAAGAUAGCAAUUGGAGAUACUUAAAUUAUAAUCUAUGACUUAAGAACUGCAGUAAAAUGGAGAGUCUUGGAUGGACAUAGUGGUUAAAUUAAUUGUCUAGAAUUCGAUCAUACAGGCAAACAGUUGGCAAGUUUUAGUGAUACUGAUUGGAAGAUUAAAAUUUGGAAAGUUGGAUCAACAGGGUAUAAUAAUUAAUAUAUAUAUAAAUUAGAUUCUUUGGAGCCAUAAUUGGAAUACAAGGAAAACCAGCUAAAGAUAUGUCUGUUAGGUAAUAACCUUUAGUUCAUCCAUAAAUCUCAUGGUCAUAAGAUGAUAAUAGAGUAUUCUUAAUGUCAAAUGGAUAAUCAGUUGUACAAUGUCAGCUUUGAUGU